Molecule: messenger RNA, 2191 nt
Organism: Diceros bicornis minor
Lineage: Eukaryota; Metazoa; Chordata; Mammalia; Perissodactyla; Rhinocerotidae
Gene: HSBP1L1
Product: heat shock factor binding protein 1 like 1
Exons: 4
Coding region: 247-465 (72 amino acids)
Biological process (GO): cellular heat acclimation
Cellular component (GO): nucleus; cytosol
Molecular function (GO): transcription corepressor activity
Source: RefSeq, a predicted model, not a curated record
CCGAGCAGACAGCCGCGCCGGCGCAGGAAUUCCCUUCUGGGCGCUGAGCUGUCCGGCCGCGGUCCAGCGCCCCGCGUCAGGCGCAUCGAGGUUCGCGUCCUCCCCUCUGCGGACCCGGCGCUGAAGCAGCCCCGCCGCGCCCAUCGCUCCCGGGACCAGGCGGAGCGAGGCGGCGCUGACCACCAGAGCCGCUGGGCCCACUGGGCCCACCUGGACUCACCUGGCCCACCCGACGCCCUGGGGUACAUGGACGCGCGGGGACCGGAAGCCCCCAGCGGGGGCGCGCUGCGGGACGCGGCAGAAAAUCUAUUUCAGGAACUUCAAGAACAUAUUCAAGCUCUGAUUGCAACACUAAACCUCAGAAUGGAAGAAAUGGGAAAUCGCCUUGAGGACUUACAGAAGAAUGUAAAUGACUUAAUGGUGCAAGCCGGGAUUGAAAAUUCUAUUAAAGGACAAAUGACCUGAAGACAGCAGACCAGAAAAUGUGAUAAAAUGAAAACUAUACUUUUUUUUUUGGUGAGGAAGAUUGGCCCUAAGCUAACAUCUGUUGCCAAUCUUCCUCUUUUUUCUAUGUGGGACACAGCCACAGCAUGGCUUGAUGAGCAGUGCGUAGGUCCAUGCCCGGGAUCCGAACCUGCAAACCCCGGGCUGCUGAAGUGGAGGGCACAAAAUUAACCAGUACGCCACCAGGCCAGCCCCAAAACUGUACUUUUUGAGUAAAAAUCUACAUAGCAUGAGUUCUAAUUUUUUGUAUUUAAUUUAAAAAUUCAUUUUAGUAAAAUAAAAGAUUAAAAGAACAAAGGCAAUGCAAUCAGAAUGUAAUUCGGAAGGUGAUUAACCACUUAACAAAGAUGGUUGUAAACUGGCAGAACGUUUUUCAAUGCACACCUAAUACUUGUAAAUCAUGGAAGAAAAGCAUAAACUAUAUUAGGUCAAAUUAAUUUUUCCUGAAUUAAGUUCUACAUAGAUCUUUUACACAAAAUCAUAAGCAGUUUUCUGACAGCAGUUGCUUUGUAAAUAACUGCAUUCCAACUCAACAUUUCCAGUCACAUCGUUCCGGAAAGACUCAUUUUAAUCUGUCCAAUCCAAACAGAUACUGAUAGCAAUGUUCUCCAAACCAGAUCAAACCAAAUGAAAACCAGGAAAACGGGUGAUCCAGGGGCUCAGGGUUUACUUCCUAGGUCACCGCACACUCCACCCAAAGAGGUCGUUACAAGAGGGGCCCAGACAGCACACGAAGGCUUAAAUAUAGAGACGUUUUUAAAUAACUGUCCAAUUCACCUCUCUCCAGGCCAAAGUAAAGUAGAGCAAGGACCACGUAAAAGGGGUCAGUUAUAGGCUCUCAUUGUAAAAAAUAACAUUAUUCCUGCAUAUAAAGUAAAUCAUAUUCUUCAUACAAAAGUCAAAAUCACCCAUAAUCCUACAAUCUAGAAUUAACCAGUCAACAUUUGUUUCUAUGUAUACAAUUUUGUAUAUAGUUGAUUGUAUUGUUUAUAAUCUGGUAUCCUGUUCUCUUUCAUAUCAUAAACUUUUUUUCCCAUGUGAAAAUUUCAUAUACUUUUUUAUGGCUGACUAAUAUUCUACCAUAUGGCUGUAAUAAUUUAACCAUUCCCUUGGACAUUGAGAUUAUUUCCCACUUUCUUGCUAUUAUACAUAAUGCCAUAAUGAGCACUGUUAUCCAUGAAUUCUCUGCAGUUUCAUUAGGGUGAGAAGUCUGACCAAAAGCCAAAUGCUUCCGAGAAAGGAACAGUGAGAACCCAACAGUGGUGUGUAUCUUUUUUAAUCCAAAGUUUUAAAAUUGUAUCAUUUAAAUUCAGUAUUCUUGGUGGUUUAAAAUCAUGAUAUCUCCAUUUGAUUAUGUGAAAAAUCUCAAAGCAUCUUAGCUCUAAUUAAAAUUUCAGCAGAAACUAAAGUGGAUAUUUUAAUUGAAGUAAAACCAGAUUUGAGUCUUCAUCAGUAACACAGAACACUGUUUAAAAUCCAAGAUUUUUAAGAAAUUAGAAAUUAAAGUAUAGGGCCGGCCCCAUGGCUUAGCGGUUAAGUGCGUGCGCUCCGCUGCUGGCUGCCCGGGGUUCGGAUCCCAGGUGCGCACCGAUGCACUGCUUCUCCGGCCAUGCUGAGGCCGCGUCCCACAUACAGCAACUAGAAGGAUGGGCAGCUAUGACAUACAACUAUCUACUGGGGCUUUGGG